This is a messenger RNA of Arachis stenosperma, 3587 nucleotides long. Its product is annotated as CRS2-associated factor 1, chloroplastic. The record is from RefSeq and is a predicted model, not a curated record. NCBI's taxonomy places the organism in Eukaryota, Viridiplantae, Streptophyta, Magnoliopsida, Fabales, Fabaceae. Gene Ontology annotation, biological process: Group II intron splicing. Bases 303 to 2498 code for a protein of 731 amino acids. Gene Ontology annotation, molecular function: RNA binding. The transcript is spliced from 8 exons.
CCCAGAAUCAGAACCCAUCUCACCUCUCUCUUCUCUCGCCACUCUCUCCCUCAAGCUCGCGUCGCCGGCUCCUCAAGCUCGCGUCGCCCCCUCAAGCUGUCGCCGCCUCAAGCUCGCGUCGCCGAGCUCGUCGCCGCCUCAAGCUCGUCGCCGCUCAAGCUCUGUCGCGCUCUGUCAUAGUUCGUAAGCUCGCCUUCCUGCUUCGGCCAUCAACGCUUCCUCGGCCCUGAGUCUGGGUUUAGGGUUUCAGCUUCGCCUUGGUUCUUCCAUCAACGCUUGCUUCGUGUCUCUGCCUAUUGAAAAUGGCUCUAACCGUCAAGCUGCCAAUACGGUUCCCAAUAUUUGCGCCAAUUAUCGACCCGUAUCCGACCCAUGAACCGACCCAAAUAUCCACAGAGGUCAGAUUCUCUCGUUGGAACAACGCCAACGCCGCCAAGUUCAACGAGCGCCGGCGAACCCAGCAGGAAAUCGAGGAUGAGAUACGCCGCACACGCCGCUUCGACUCUGCCGACAAAAUCGCUGAAACCGCCGAGACUUCCGCCGUUUCCAGCGCCGCCGUUAAAACCUUCAAAUCCGCCGGGACGCCCUCCGCUCCGUCGAGGCCUUCCAUCCCCGGCAGGAAAUCGAAGUACUCCAAACCGCCGGCGGAGCCCCCGCGGGAUUCUCAUGCUGCGGUUAGGUUUUCCAGCACCCCGAAUUCGAAUCCAAGCAGGACUCAAUUGGCGCCAGCAAACGUGAGAAUUGGCGAUGACGGAGUCUCCUACGUGGUCGAAGGCGCACCGUUCGAGUUUCGGUACAGCUACACGGAAACGCCAGCGGCGAAGCCGGUGAAGAUUCGGGAGCCAUCGUAUGUGCCGUUCGGACCAGCGACGAUGCCGCGGCCAUGGACCGGACGGGCACCGCUGCCGACGAGCAAGAAGAAGUUGAGGGAGUUCGACUCGUUCGUUCUGCCUCCGGCAGACAAGAAGGGGGUGAAGCCCGUCCAGAAGCCCGGACCCUUUUUACCCGGAUCGGGCCCGAAACACGUGCAGUCGAAGGAAGAGUUGUUGGGGGAGCCAUUGACGAAGGAAGAGAUCAAUGCGUUGGUUGCCGGCACCAUCAAAUCUGCCCGCCAGCUCAAUAUUGGUAGAGAUGGUUUGACACAUAACAUGUUGGAGAAUAUACAUGCUCUUUGGAAACGACGGAGAGUGUGCAAGAUAAAGUGCAAAGGAGUGUGCACCGUCAACAUGGAUAAUGUGUGCCAACAGUUAGAGGAAAGGACUGGGGGAAAAAUCAUUCAUAGGAAAAGUGGUACGGUAUACCUCUUCCGGGGCAGAAACUACAACUAUAGAACACGCCAACGUUUUCCUCUGAUGCUGUGGAAACCUGUAUCUCCAGUAUAUCCUAGGUUGGUUAAGCGAGUUCCAGAAGGCCUAACACUAGAAGAAGCAACUGAAUUUCGUCGGAAGGGAAGGAACUUGGAACCGAUAUUCAAGCUAGCAAAAAAUGGUGUUUACUGUGACCUUGUAGCAAAUGUCAGAGAGGCUUUUGAAGAGUGUGAACUAGUGCGAAUAAAUUGUCAAGGACUAAAUGAAAGUGAUUAUCGAAGGAUUGGAGGAAAACUAAGGGAUCUUGUUCCAUGCAUAUUGCUCUCAUUUGAGAAUGAACACAUACUUAUGUGGAGGGGAAAAAAGUGGAGGUCCUCUUUCCCAGCUCUCGAAGAUGAUUACAAUGAAGCCAAUAAAAUUGAUGUUGACAGUGACAAUUCCAACACACCGACUUCAGAUGCCCCAGAAUUGUCUGAAAUGUCUUUACAGGAGAAUUCAUUAGAGCAUCUAAGCAGUGAAUCUUAUGACACUAGUAUUUCUUCGAGUUCAGCUGAUGUGAGUUUCUCUCAAGCUGAGGUGCCUUACCCUAUAGAAGAUAGCAAUCCACCUUUCUCGAUGGUUACCGACGCUGCUUCACUUUCUAUGGGAACCUGUGAAGUUGAAACCACAGAUGAUGUCAGGGGUUCUCCACCUUCUGGUAGCACAAAACCAAGUGUUUCUGUGCUGGAAAGUUGUGAGAAUUCUAUUGAUGGCAAGGUAGAUCCUUCUACAGAUGGGUUGCUAGAUAGUUCAAGUGCAGCUGAUGAAAGUUUAAUUUCAACAUCAUCUGCAUCUUGCACAGAAGGAGUUAUGUUACUGUGGGAGCAAGCUGUUGAGAAAGGUAGUGCACUUGUUUUAGAUGACAGAUCUUUGGAUGCUGACAAUGUUUAUCAAACCGCAGUGGCUUUUGCCAAAUCAGCUCCACCAGGGCCUGUUUUUAGCCGAUCUAGAAAGGUUAGGGUUCAAAAUAAUGACGAGGAAGAAGAUUCAACUUUUGAGAAAAAAGAAGUUACCACUGUUGUGAUUGAAGGUAAAAUGGAGAACACUCAGAAGAGUUCCGAAAUUCGAAGAAAAGAUUUUGAUGAGCGACAGAGGAAUGUAGUGCCACAGGGAACAUCAAGAGUAGAUGAACUUGUGAGACUUCUGACAUGAUACCACCAAAAGUAGUGUCCUAGCUGCAAAUGGGGCUAAUUAGUUUUGGAAGUCCAGAGAUAUGGAUGGAAAAUAUCCUUGUGUUUGGCUACGGUUCCAGCAACUCUAAUGUUUCUAGUUCUUGGAGGUACAUUUUGUAAGAAAUUAUAUUAUGUCUCUAGUGUUGUGUGUUGCAUUUUAUAGGAUUAAUAAAUAUAUCAAUUAAUUAAAUGAAGGAAAGCUUGUUAGUAGAUAUUUGAAAGUAACUAACUUGAUGGAAGUUAGUUUUACGAGAAACAAAACCAGAAGUCGUCUUCCUGCCAAUGAAGUUCCUCUUCUUCUUUCACAAGUCUUGACGAAGAAAUAAAGAAAGGGCAAAGGAAUAGACAAGUGAAUUCUCAAUAUGAACUCCAAUCAAUGAAUCAGGAGACACCUAACACCCUUGCGGAACCAGGCAAACUUGAAGAGGCAAGAUGGGUGCUAGGGAGAGUUAGAGCCAAGAGGUAUCGAGAUUAUGGAAGCCAAAUUUCAAGAUCUUGCUCAUGCUAGUCAAGAACCACAAGCGGUCAAGAACCAUUUGGGAAACACCACAAGAAAUAGAAGCCCAAGUCAGUGAUAGCUGCCUUGGGGAUUUGCAUUUCAAAAUCUCCCUGGCAAAAAAAAUAACUACUCUCUUUUAUGUUGUUUCCUUUUUUUUCCCCAGAGUUUUGGCUUUGCCUCUAAAGCCUCCCUGUUUUUAUCUUUCCCUAAUGGUGGGAACUUGAACAAAAUUAGGCUCUACAGGAUUUUACAAUGAUCCCGUCUUUCUGAUUUGGAGGAGUUUCUCUUGCUUGCCACUACCAAUUCCUCCACCAAAGGAUUAGCAUGUCAAUAUGUUAUUGUCACCUGCAAUUAGUGCAGUUUCUGCUAUGAUGCUGCCUUUUCUUUGUUAAAUUGGAAGUUGCAAAUAUCAUGGCCAGUGCUGAGAAAUAAAUAGAUUAUGUGACAAAUGUUUAGGACUUGGUUUUCCGAUUUACCAUAGUCCCUCUUUUUAGAUGCAUACAUGUCACUCACUAUCUGUAAAUGACUAAUGAGGUUCUCUAAUUAUAUUUUGCAGCAAUAUGUUGUACU